AUGCUACAUAUCCUCGUCUUCGUCCUGCUUCUCUCCCUAUCUGUCGUCUCUGAUGCCCUCAUCGACCGCCAUGCCCUUGUCACCCACUUCAACCCAAUCCGCACUGCGUCCUCGCCCAUCACACCGAUGCAAGUAGGCAAUGGCAAUUUCGCAUUCGGGGCUGAUAUAACCGGUCUACAAACCUUCCUACCAUACGGGAUCCUCACCUCCUGGGGGUGGAAGAACGACUCUUUCCCUCCCGGCAAGACCCAGGCCGACAUCGACAACUACAAAGGCACGAGCUGGGACAACCACGGUCGGCCAGUGCAGUACGAUUUUGGCGGCGACCCAGCCGUGCAACAGUGGCUUAUCUCCAACCCGAACCGCGUCAAUCUUGGUCGUGUAGGGCUCGUCUUCCUCGAUCCGGAGGGAGGAGGGGCGAGGAACGUGACUGAGCACGACCUGCAGGAGAAACGCCAGACGCUCGACCUCUGGACGGGCAAGAUCACUUCGCGAUUCACGUUUGAAGGUUCCGAGGUGGUUGUCACGACUGUGUCGUCUCAGAGUGCGAGCAGCAUCGGCAUCACGCUCUCCUCGCCCCUCCUUCCACAGGGCAAGCUAGGGCUAUUCGUCGACUUUCCAUGGAACGACGGCUCGGCCAAAUUUAGCGCGCCAUUCGUGGGGCGGCUUGACGUGCCCGAGCAGCAUACGACCACUUUCGAUCUCUCCAGCGCGGAUGGAAGAGGGAACGUCCAAGCUCGUAUCGCCCACACGCUCGACUCCUCUACCUUCCAUACCUCCAUUGCCGGUUCUCCUUUUACCAUCACACGCAAUUCGCCCUCUGCUCACCGGUACACCCUCCUCCGACAGAACCCCGCCUCGCAAUUCCAAGCUGUUGUCAACUUUUCGCCCUCGCCCCUUCCUGCUACCACCCGCCUACCGUCUGUUUCCUCUCUAACAUCCCAAUCAGACAAAACCUGGAUCGAUUAUUGGCAGAAGAGCGGUUUCGUGGAUGUAAUGGCCGGUUCGACAGAUGAAAGGGCGGAAGAGUUGCAGCGGAGGAUUGUCCUGUCGCGAUACUUGGUACGGGUUAAUAGCGCUGGGGACGGCCCACCUCAGGAGUCAGGACUUGUCAAUAACGGAUGGAAAGUUCCAUAUGGGUACGUUCCAUCUACCCGGAUUGCCAAGAAAAAGAAAAGUCACCAAACUCCCAACGUCUUGCCCAUAGAAAUGUACUUCUGGCACCUCGCACACUUCGCUCUCUGGUCCAACCCUUCCAUCCUCUCUUCCUCCUACAACACCUAUGCCUCGUUCCUCCCCUCCUCCCUCUCUCGCGCCCAAAUCCAACAAGGCUUCGCCUCCGGCGCUCGCUGGCCUAAGAUGACCGAUCCCUCUGGGCGCUCAACCCCGGGCGAGAUCAACAACCUACUCUUCUGGCAGCAACCCCACCCAAUCGUGUUCGCUUUAUACGAGUUGCGUGGUCUUCCCCCUAAUUCACCAAAAGAGCUCGAGCUGGAGGUGAGAAAGAAAUGGGCACCGAUCAUCAGGGCAACAGCGGACUUCAUGGCCUCCUUCGCCUUCUACAAUGCCUCAACGGGUGUAUACGACCUCGGCCCGCCGGUGCACGUCGUCUCGGAAGACACCGCACCCAUUUACACCCGCAACCCCGCCUUCGAGCUGGCAUACUGGCGCUUUGGACUCUCCAAUGCUCGGGCCUGGCUUCAUUCCAUCAACGAGAGCGUACCGUCUCUUUGGCAGGAGGUCGAGGAGAAUUUGGCGCCGUUGCCUGUAGGGAAGGAAGAUGGAUUGUAUGCGGUGUACGAGGGCAUUGAAGAGGAUUUCUGGGACAUGGAACAGUAUAUCAGUGACCACCCGGCGCUGGUUGGGCUCGUAGGAUGGCUUCCGCCAACCAGCGGUGUAGACCCAACGCGGGCGAGAUUGACGGCGGAGAAGGUGUGGGCGAAAUGGAAUGUGUCGAAUUGUUGGGGCUGGGACUUCCCAAUGCUCGCCCUCAACGCAGCUCGCAGCUCCCAACCCGCGCGCGCCGUGGACUUCCUCCUGCACCCCCUUUUCCCAUUCGACGACGUCGGCAUGCCAGUCGGCGGCGUGCGGGUUCCGACGCCUUAUUUCCCUGGUUCGGGGGCGCUGCUGUAUGCGGUAGGGAUGAUGGUUGGCGGGUGGGACGGGCUUGCGGACGACGUAGAUGACAGUGGCAAGGAUGGGUAUGCCAAGGCACCGGCGUUCCCGAAGGAGGGAUGGAAGGUGCGGGCAGAGGGAAUUCUUGGGGCGAUAUGA
Cyclocybe aegerita is the source of this 2274-nucleotide messenger RNA. Lineage: Eukaryota; Fungi; Basidiomycota; Agaricomycetes; Agaricales; Hemipholiotaceae. The record is from the annotation of a GenBank genome assembly.